AGUCGUUGAUCCCGUCGCAUCAGAACGUAAUAAAAUGGAAACCGAACACAUUGGGUACGGGUUAAUCGUGUCUUUUUUUUUUCAACCAAUUGAUGCAGAAACUGGAGCGUAAUUACUUACAGACCACUGUCAUUAGAGUUCCCAGCGGCUUUGUCAGUGCGCUUUCGAGCCAUCCGAGCGAGUUUGAUUACGAAAAGCUUCUCGACGACGAUAAAGAACUGUGGUUGAUUCGCAUUCCGGAUAAUGUAAGCAUCAUUGGCGUAUUUUGGCUUCCAUGGUUCUCUUUUUUAUUUUUAAUCAACCGACAAAACCAGGUUACGGUGGAAGAAUUGGCUUCUAUGAAGAUCAAGGUUCCCAGUGCGUCGUCCCGGAAGGCGCUUGGCAAACUCAAGAAAGGUGAAGGUGACGAUGCCGAGUCUUUUGCCUUGUACAGAGUACCCAAGAAUACAGACAAAUCCAAUGCGAGCGAAGAGGACAACGAUAUUGGUAUCAGUGGCCAAGAAAUGAACGGAUUCACUUGUCUUGUACCGUCUCGAGAGAAGAAUGGACAGUUUGUUUUUGCUCCCAAGCCGUUUGCCCAGGAACUGAUUCUGGAUGAAGAGGUGGCUGUCCCCGAUUCGUUGGCGUUGGCGGAAGAGAUCAAGAAUCGUCCUGUCACCAAAAGAACGCAACCCGAAGGCAUGAAAAUGGAGUUUAAACCUUACGGCUUUGAUACCUGUGAGUAGUGCAUGAUCAUGGACGUAAAAAUAUUAAAUGGAAUAGUGGGCUCAUUCAUGGUUCUUUUGAUAACAAGUGGGACCGGAAGGUGUACGACGACCUGUUAGCCAGAGUGCGGUGGAACCUAAAGAGGUGAAAUCCGACAAGAAGAAAAAACGGGCAAAGGACGACGAUGAUAAACAAAAGAAGAAGAAGAAGAAAUCGGCAUAAAUCGAUGGCUGCGAACCCACGAUACGUAUCCAAAACAGGAGAAGAAGAAAAAAAAAAAGAGAGAAAAUACAAAAAUACAUUUCGCAUUUCCAUAUAUCAUUUCUCUUGUAUAUUACCUUUUUUUUCUUUUUUUUUAUUUUCUCAC
Molecule: messenger RNA, 1072 nt
Organism: Radiomyces spectabilis
Lineage: Eukaryota; Fungi; Mucoromycota; Mucoromycetes; Mucorales; Radiomycetaceae
Exons: 2
Coding region: 93-725 (210 amino acids)
Biological process (GO): transcription by RNA polymerase I
Source: RefSeq, a predicted model, not a curated record